Molecule: messenger RNA, 2952 nt
Organism: Pyrgilauda ruficollis (rufous-necked snowfinch)
Lineage: Eukaryota; Metazoa; Chordata; Aves; Passeriformes; Passeridae
Gene: CLEC14A
Product: C-type lectin domain containing 14A
Exons: 1
Coding region: 92-1309 (405 amino acids)
Biological process (GO): cell migration
Cellular component (GO): external side of plasma membrane; extracellular matrix
Molecular function (GO): extracellular matrix protein binding; extracellular matrix binding
Source: RefSeq, a predicted model, not a curated record
GGCAGCAGAGGCCAGUCCAAGCCGGGUCCGAACGCCACCACAGCCGCAGGGGCAGCCGGCGUCCCUCAGCCCGCCGCGUCCCGCCGCCGGCAUGAGGCGGGCCGGGCCCUGGUGCCUGCUCCUGGCCGCGGCCUGCGCCCUGGGCCGGACCCCACCGCCCCCGCGGGGCGCCGUGCGCUGCCUGUCGGCCGGCGCCUGCUUCAGCGCCCACCUCGCCAACGUCUCGUACGCCGAGGCCCGCGGCGCCUGCGACCAGCGGCGGGGCAGCCUCGCCUGGGUCAGCAGCGAGCCGGAGCUGCGCCUGCUGCUGGACCUGCUGGCAGAGGCGGCGAUGCCCGCGCCCGCGUUCUUCUGGGUCGGGCUGAAGAGGAACGCCUCCGCCUGCACCCACAACGAGCAGCCGCUCCGCGGCUUCUCCUGGGAGGGCGUCGGGGGUGGGACGGCCCCGCGGGAGGUGCCGGCGGCGCUCGACCGGUGGCUGCAGGAGCCCCUGCGGUCCUGCCUCACCGCCCGCUGCGCUGGGCUGCACCUGGCGGCUGACGCCUCAUGGGGCUGGAAGGAGCGAGUCUGCCGGCUGAAAAGCCCAGGCUACCUCUGCAAGUACCGGUACGAGGGUGCCUGCCCCGACCUCAGUCCCGCGGGCGCCCUCGACCUCGACUAUCGGCUCCCCUUCGAGGAGCGCAGCGGCGGCCCCGGCUUCAGCCCGCCGGGCACCGUGCUGACAGUGGCGUGUCCCGGCGGGGACGUGCGGCUCACCUGCCAGCCCGAGCCGGGCGGUUUCGCCUGGAAGGCGGCAGAGAAGCCCCUCUGCCCCUGCCCCUUCGGCCGCAGGAGCCCCGACAGCGGGCGGUGCGCCGAGGCCGCCGGGUGCCGCGAUGCAGCCGGCAGUUUCGCCUGUGCCUGCAUCCCGGGCGGUCCGGAUGGAACUCCCUGCCCGGGCACAGGGCCGGCCCCCACCGCUACAGGUGGCCCCACGGAACCGUCGGGUGCCAGGGCGGAGGGGCGGCGUCCUUCCAUUCCGACACCCGGCCGCUCCACGGAGCCGCCCGCCACCGCCACGGCCGCCGUCGGCGGAGAGAAGACGGCUGCUCCGCCGCCCUCCUCCUCCUCCUCCUCUUCCAACUACGUUUUCAUCCUGGUGGCAGUCGCUGUGGUGGUGCUGAUCAUCCUGGUCAUGACCGUCCUGGGGGUGUUCAAAAUCUGCUUUAACAAGAAGUCCGAGGGCCGCGGCGACAAGGAGCCGCCGGAGGCCGGCAGCAAGGCGGAGGCAGGCUCGGCGGAGCCCGGCGGAGCAGCGGGGCGUGAAUAGCCCCGGACCGCCGAGGCCGCGUCCCUCGGGGCUGCCCCGAGCGGCAGCUGCCCCCGGGCCAGCGCUCGGCUCCCCGCGUCCCUCCUGCCCCCAGCCCUGCUGCCGCGGGGAGCCGAGGGAGAGGCGCCGCGGGACUUCGCUGGGCAGGGCUUGGACAUUAUCAAACGCAGGAGCGGGUAGCGGCGUUAUUUUGAGGGGAUUGAAGUCUUUGGACAGUCGGAGUUUUUGUCGGUCUGAAAAGCAGUUAUUUCGGUGCUGAUUUCACUAAAAUAUAAAUAGAUCAGCCUGGCCGGCAGAGCGAUUGCAGCUGCAACAAUUGUGCAUUUUUAUCCUCUCAGAAGCUGUUCGUCGGGUGCCGUACUUGGAGCAAGCAUAAAGUGGGCCACUUUGAGCACUUGCAUCUUGUAAUUUAGAAGUCACCACCUCCAGUGGUACUUGGAGGCUCUCGUUUUCAAUAUAAUGGCUGGAACUUUUGGAGAGGUGAACUGCCAUAAUUUUGGGCGAAACUGCAACCCAUAAGCUUUCAUACUGACAUUCUUAAAAAAUGAAAGAGCAUUUCUAUACUUAGAAAGCCAUUAAAUUGCUGAGGAAGUGAGAGGUUAAUGGGGAGUCAGUUUUAUACUUCAGCUGAUGAAAAGAAUAAAGGAUGAUGUAAAUCACUUCCUUGUUUGUUACUUCAUACUCAUUUUUAUUGUAGCAGAGAAUAAAUUUUUCAGUUACUGUUUUUCUCCUAAGUUAGACAGUUACAAAACUUGCUUUCUGUAUGCAAUAUGUGGCUCCCUUAGAAUCAGACAAGGUGCUGACACACCACACUGCGAGAGGAGUUAACAUGAGUCCAAAUACAUCAUGCAAAUCUCAUUCUCUUUAGUCAGAUAUAUUGUUUUCUGUGGAGUCCCUUGAGAGUAAGGAAAGAUUCACUGUUUGUGCCCUUUUCUAAAUGAGGUAAACACUUCCUCUGUGAUUUCCCUUGGGAAUUCCUGUAGAGGAGCUUUCAACCUGGCUGCAGAACUUGCUUUCUGUGCAGUUCAGAGUGCUGAUGCUCACUUAUUAUUAUUAUUAUUAUUAUGGUGUUGGUUUUCAAUUAAAGUUGUAAUAUUAAAUAUUGAUUCAAGGUUUUCUGAGUGCAGUUAUACAUAUCUAAGUGGUCUCAUCCAAGCCUUUUGGGGUGCAGGGAGAAUAGGGAAAUAUUAUCUUCCCUUAAGAGAACUUUAAUCUCUGAAAUGUCUCUUUAAAUACACUUGCUUGUUUGUUUGUUUUCCGCUCUUGAGAGCUGACAUUCUUACUACUAUUUUAAUUUUGACACUUUCCUGUUGAAUUUGAAGAACCCUGUUUAAAAAAUAUUGCCUGUUAUUAUUACCUAUUUUUCUUGCAAGCAAAGACUUGAUGAUAAAUAUGGUGUAAACAUCUGCUAAGGAUAAAUAAUUAUGUAAGUAGAAGUUUUUUAUUUUUCCCUCUCUCUCCCUUUUAUGACUAUAGGCAGUUGCUAUCUGGCAAACAGUGUUUUGUUUUUGGUAAAGAGGUCACUGAUAUUUGUGAGCCAUCAGACUGACUGUAGCCAUAAAUUCCCUUGUAUCAUGAAUUAAAUCCAGCUAAGUGAGAAUGCUACUUAUUACAGCGUGACUCAUAAUCUGCAUACUUUUUUU